AUGAAGAGUGAACCGAACGAAGGGAACAGUGACCUGCAGCAGUUAGUACAGGCGCUUAAGCAGAGUAUGAUGAUGUCGAGUGAGGUGAGCGAAGCGAGGAGAAAUGUACGAGCACCGCGUGUUUACUCAGCGGGACAGAGCUUUAAAACACGGUUAUCCUAGUUCGUGCAGUAUGCCGACCUUGUGCACAUCAAGCCGUCGGAUCGUCGAGCAUAUUUACUCACAAUGUUGGACCAGCCGGCCUUUAAGGCGGUGGAACUUCUCAAGCUUUCAGAGUUCUUGUCAUUUGACGAUUUUACGGCACAGUUGAUAAAGAGAUUCGAUUCGGGUAAGACGAGGGAGGACUACAAGGUACAGCUUAUCCAUUCAAAGUGGAGUUGGCCAGAGAUCAGUCAAUUCAAGGAGUGGCAGUGAGUAAUGAAAUACGAGAGAAGUUAUUUAUCAGUCAACCGGGAUCACUCGUGGAGGCAGUUCGCGUGGUUCGCCAAUUAGAAAGCGCGCGUAAAUCGUCAAGCGGCUCCGUCAGUUGAGAAGAAGCAAUCCGUGAGUGUAGACAGCACCUCGGCUGGAAACGAGAGGAUUUUGACAGAGAUACGUGAGCUUAAGGAGCUUGUUCUGGGCGUGAACGAGAAAAUUAAGGAACUAGAAAGAAAAAACGAGACAAGGGCAACAACAGCUCCGAGGCGCCGUGAUGACGCGGUGUGCUGUUCUUGCCACCGACGAGGUCACUUUGCGCGGGAAUGUCCAACUAAAGUAUCGGGAAAUGUAAGACGGGGCCUGCGGAGGGCCAACCAGUCCCCGUAGGACAAGGUCAGGUAGGCCUAGUAGAAACUGGUUUUAUUAUGGAGAAUUUCGGAGUGUCUCGAAAUGAAAGUGUGCUGUCCGUCUUAUCAGAGUCUGGGAUUUAUGUUUCGGGACUUGUGAAUCAUCGUUUGAUGUGUAUACUGUCGGACACUGGUGCUACUGUCAGUGUGUUGAGUGAGAGUGCUUGAAAAAAAGUGGAAUUGUUUUAAAACCGGAGCCAAUUGCUGGAAGACUUACAACAGCGGACUGUUCUGGGAGAAACUGAAGUGCGAAUUCGCAUGGGAAAGAUUGAAUGCUCCUGUUAUAAUAGUGCAAGGUUUAGCCCGUGACUUUGUACUAGGUUCAGAUUUCUUUCAACACUAUCAGUGUCAAAUUCACUAUGACACAGGAACUCUUGCAGUAGGAGAUUCGGAAAUUCCAAUCAGAUACCGCAAGACUACACCAAGUGUUUAUAGAAUCUUUUUAUGUGUUGAUGCAGAGCUAGAACCGGGGACUGAACAAGUGAUAAGAGCUAGAUUAGAAGGGGGUUAUGAACAGAAUUCCGAAAGCCCUGGAAUCCUGGAGGGGUCAAAAGAA
This is a messenger RNA of Pocillopora meandrina, 1380 nucleotides long. Lineage: Eukaryota; Metazoa; Cnidaria; Anthozoa; Scleractinia; Pocilloporidae. The record is from the annotation of a GenBank genome assembly.